Pantherophis guttatus is the source of this 3220-nucleotide messenger RNA. Its product is annotated as metal transporter CNNM4-like. NCBI's taxonomy places the organism in Eukaryota, Metazoa, Chordata, Lepidosauria, Squamata, Colubridae. Gene Ontology annotation, biological process: magnesium ion transport; magnesium ion homeostasis. Gene Ontology annotation, cellular component: plasma membrane. Gene Ontology annotation, molecular function: magnesium ion transmembrane transporter activity; sodium ion transmembrane transporter activity. The record is from RefSeq and is a predicted model, not a curated record.
AUAAAGGGAAUCCUUCAUGGACUUGAUCCGUUGAGGUGUUUUGGUGGGUGACAGAAAAAAAGCGAUUAGGUCACAGAUCUGGUACUGAUGCUUCCAAAGGUCCUUAUGCUUCUUUUCGUCUUCCUGUGGCAAGCCAGUGCUGGGAAGGAAGCACCAUCCCUUAAUGACACCAUAAUUAUAGGCAUGAGGCUGGAGAAUAGUAGCAAGGCCGAGACAGCCAUUUUGGAAAACGGCAGAAUCCAAGUGGUGGAAGGAAGCCUGAUUUACCUUCGCAUCUAUGGUAAUGGCAUCCACAAAUUCAGCUGGCGGAGGAUUCGGUUUGUGGAGAUGACUUCCUUGAGUACUUUCAUCAGGGACUUUUCAGUCUGCCCUCAAGGAACAAGUGAUUUAUUGAUACAGCCGUACAGCGGCGACGUGCAAAAUACUUCUGCCAUACUCUCUGUGAAGGUCCAGAUCCUGAGGAAGAAUAUCCACUUCAAGGACUACAUGAUGUGCCUUGAGGAUCAUCGUGGGAAACCACGCCAGCUGCUCAAGGAUAGUCACCUGAUCCUCCAAGUGAUAGAGGACAAAGGUUUGCAGCUACCCCGCUGGCUUGAAAUUACCUUAGUAGUUACCCUCUUGGCGCUCUCGGGGAUGUUUAGUGGUCUCUCCCUAGGCCUAAUAUCUCUUGACCCUAUGGGAUUGCGCAUUGUGAAAAAUUGUGGCACGCCCAAGGAGAGGGAAUAUGCCACCAAGAUCGAACCCCUCCGAAUGAAAGGGAAUUAUUUGCUCUGUUCUUUGCUGCUCGGUAAUGUUUUAGUCAAUUCUUCUCUCACCAUAUUGUUGGACACAGUUAUUGGGGAAAACGCUUGGUCUAUUGUGAUCUCUACUAUUUCCAUCGUCCUCUUUGGGGAGAUCCUUCCACAGGCUUGCUCCCGUCAUGGUUUGGCAAUAGGUGCCAACACCGUCUUCAUCACAAGGUUGGUUAUGUUAAUAACCUUCCCGGCCGCUUACCCUAUCAGUAAGCUCUUGGACUACCUCCUUGGGAAAGAAAUGGGCACUGUCUACAACCGAGAGAAGCUGAUGGAGAUGAUUCGAUUGUCUCAGCCUUAUAAUGACUUGAUGAAAGAAGAGCUGAAUAUCAUCGAAGGAGCCCUGGAGUUGAGGUCUAAGAUGGUGGAAAGUGUCAUGACCCCAUUAAAAGACUGCUUCCUUAUCAGCAGCAAUGCCAUCCUGGACUUUGAUACAAUGACUGAGAUCCUACAGAGUGGCUACACCCGGAUCCCAAUCUAUACGAAGGAAAAGACGAACAUUGUUGACAUGUUGUAUGUCAAAGAUCUUGCAUUUGUCGAUCCAGAUGAUCGCACCCCAAUCAAGACAAUCACCAAGUUUUACAACCACCCAAUCCAUUAUGUCAGCAACACUACCAGACUGGAUGCUGUGCUCGAAGAAUUCAAAAAAGGUAAGUCUCACCUGGCUAUUGUCCAAAAGACGUAUGAGGUUAACCACGAACAAGUCUUAGAAGUGGUGGGCUUAGUAACCUUGGAGGAUGUCAUUGAAGAAAUCAUCAAGUCUGAAAUUGUGGAUGAAUCGGAUAUUUACGUUGACAAUCGAUCUAAAAGAAAAGUCACUGGGCUAAGGAAGUGGGAUUUCUCUGCUUUCAGGGAUUAUGAAGUCGAAACAAAGAUCUCCAAGCAGCUACUCUUGGCUGCCCAUCGCUUCCUCUCCACAGAGAUCCUGCAAUUUUGCCCCAGCCUCAUCUCUGAAAAAUACCUCUUGCGUUUGCUGAAGCACCGUGAUGUCAUUUGUGAGCUGAAAUUUGAUGAGAACUUCAAGGAAUCUCCCCACCAUUACUUGUACCAACGUAAUAAGAUGGCAGAUUACUUCAUCCUCAUCUUGCAGGGGAAGGUGGAGGUAGAAGCGUGUAAAGAAAACAUGAAGUUUGAGAAUGGACCCUUCUCCUACUAUGGGUUCAUGGCUCUUGGGCCAUCUAUCCCAGCAGGGCUUGAGACCAGCUCUGUGGCUCGUUUGAACAGUAUCAGCCGGAAGAGCUACGAACAGAUGAGUUCUGCCUACAUCAGCAGCAUCAGCACCAACCAGGUUCUUCCCAGCACCAGCCUGCAAUAUAUGGCUGACUUCACUGUCCGAGCCCUCAGUGACCUCCUGUAUAUCAAGAUCACACAGGAGCAAUACCAGAACUGUUUAAUGACCUCCUUAAUAGACAGCAAUAACACUGGAGAACUUACUGUUAAGGAACCUGACUUCUUGAACCCAAGCAAUCCUCCACCCAAUUUGAAGGCGGUCGAAGAAGAAACAUCUAAAUCAGAAUAAGGGUUGGCUGCACAUCAUUCAAACAGAUCACAAGGACCCGAUUCUAGAAAACCUUCUGCUCGAACCCCAACAUUUGCCUUCCAGUUGUCACCUAAGGUCCUUUAUCUCACAAGAUAAUCCCUUUAUCAUCUUCAGGAUGGCAAACUCUACAUUUGGGAAGUGAGGAAGCUCUUGUUUACCUAUGUUCCCCCUCCCUCCCCUCAAAAUGCACUCUGCAUCUUUCUUCAUUUUUGGUUGGCUUAGGGACUGUCACUAAUGCAAGUGGUUUUAUUUUCUAUAAUCAAAUGGGUGAGGAGAAAGAUUUUCAUUGAUCCUGUGGCUCAAAAGGGAAAUGGCCAGAGACCCCCUGUCCUCCCAUGUUUGCAAUGAGAUUUGCCUGCUCGCGCUUCUUACUGAAUUAACAAAACAAAUAAGCGUUAUUAAUGCUUAUUAACAAAACAAACUUAAACAUGUGUUGAGCCGCAGGAUUUUUUGCAUAAACUCUGUUGAAGUGAGUACAACUUGGCAGCCAUUCCUUCACUACAGAAGAUUCUAGAAUAUAUUUUUAUAGGGUUGAUUCUGCUUAAAACGAGUGCUUUAGAAGAUAAUUCUGAAGCAAAAACAUGCUUAUUUCUAUGAGACAGAGAAUGUUUAGGGAGGGAGUACCUGGAGAAAUGGAUGACAUCUCCUGUUUAAAAAAGCUACCGAUUUAACAAGUGGAUUGUAAUUAUUUUCGCCUGCUUUUCUGUCUGUACUUUUUCUUAUCAUAAACUAUUUAUUUGAGUUUGCCACAGGCCACUUUGAUAGAAAUGUGUGAUUUUUUUUUCUUUUUAAAUGUGGAAUUUCCUUACGUAUGAAAUUAUGCUACCUGCUCAUAUGUAAAAUGGGAUUUCUCCUUUUGAGUUGAUAAUAAAAUGCACAUUUAUUUCUA